UUAAAUGUAUUUAUUACAGAUAACACAGAUGAAAAACAUUUUCGAAGUUGGUUGAAGUUUCAUCUUUACAGCGCAAUUAAGUUACAGGGCAACUCGUGCUCGAUCCAUAUUGUUUCUUUCAUUUUAUUUCUUAUGCAGGUUAUCAAGAUAAUAUUGAUUACUUCACAGUUGUUUAGUUUUGGUAAGGAUCAUGGAAACUUUAGUGACGUGGUCAACCGUGGUCAUUUAACGUUGAGGCAUUUGCUUCUUAAAGACUGGGAUGCCUCAUGGGAAACAUUGGCGUAUCCACCACAUAAAGGUGACUUUGCUGUUUACACUAUAGACGAUUUAGAAAACGGCAUCAACUUUGCAGUUAAAGGGUAUUACAACACAAAGAGGGAAGCGAUAGGCUUCUUCCAGCGCACAACUGAUGACACAAUGGUUAUACAAGUGAAAUACUUUGAUUUCCCUGGUUUCAAUGACACCAAUGUGACACAAGGUCUUAUAAUUCAAGACAAAACAUUUUCUGCCGAUGUUGGCCUGUCGCUACAAAACCAGACGUACAAUUAUAAUAUCAUUAAAGAAUUAACAGGCAAUGGUUUGAAACAACCGAUCAAACGAAUGUUGUCGACUGAAUUACGUUUUUCGAUACAUUCUGUACGGGUGUAUGAGAAAGUUAGACGAGCACGAUGUUUACAUGUACAAGGCUGGGUGACAUUUAACGACAUGGACUAUAAUGGACAAGUUAUUGUUAAUUUGGAAACAUUGACGAGAAGAAUCUCAUGUAAACAACUGAACAUUUCUGCACAAGAUUGGGCUUUGGAAAACACAUCGAAACCACUGGGAGAAGUUCUUGUUUUUUUCUGUUUACUGUCCAUGAUUGCGUCCACGUUGAUUAUAACAUUGACUGUGUAUCUUUGUUGG
Ruditapes philippinarum (Manila clam) is the source of this 903-nucleotide messenger RNA. RefSeq lists its product as uncharacterized. The annotation marks the transcript as partial. NCBI's taxonomy places the organism in Eukaryota, Metazoa, Mollusca, Bivalvia, Venerida, Veneridae. Gene Ontology annotation, cellular component: lysosomal membrane; plasma membrane. Gene Ontology annotation, molecular function: NAADP-sensitive calcium-release channel activity. The transcript has 8 exons. The record is from RefSeq and is a predicted model, not a curated record.